CCUCCUCUUAUUUCAGCACCAAAAAAACAUCCCGCAAAUCAACAAAAUCUCUCCCCCUUUCAAUCUUUUUGUGAUCUUUAAAAAUCCUAAGUUAUAAUGGGUGUUAUCACUUUGGAAAAUGAGUUUGCCGUCGCUGUCGCCCCGGCCAAGCUUUUCAAGGCAUACUGCGUUGAAAUUGACACUCUUUUGCCUAAAAUUCUACCAGAGCACAUUAAGAGCUCCGAGAUAAUUGAAGGAAAUGGAGGGCCAGGAACCAUUAGGAAGAUCACUUUUGCUGAAGGAAAAGAUCUCAGUUAUGCCAAGCAGAAGAUUGAGGCAAUUGACGAAGAGAACUUGACCUACAGCUUUAGCUUGAUUGAAGCCAAUGUUUGGAAGGAUGCAGUUGAAAAGGUGACUUACGAGCACAAGUUCGUGCCAACCCCUGAGGGAGGAUCCAUUUGCAAGAGAACCAGCACAUACUACAUCAAGGGUGAUGCUGAGAUCAAGAAAGAUCAAAUCAAGGAUGUAUAUGGAAAAAAGACAGCGGGCUUGUUCAAGGCUGUUGAAGCCUACUUCUUGGCCAAUCCAGAUGCCUAAAUAUGAGAAUUCCUAUGCUUUAUUGUCUCCUUGGUGUGUUUGUUUCUUCUUCUUUUCAAUCAAAAAUGGUGGCUUUGGCUUGGCAUUAGUUUUUUCUUUGUGUUUUGUUAUUUGGGAAAAGCUCCAAGUACGUGAGAGCAUCCACUAUAUAUUACUGAUUAGUGUUUGUUGAUGCGGUCAUAUGCCUAUUUGUAAUGUACAAUUUCUAUUCGCGAGUAAACAUUAUUGUAUUGUUUGCAAUAUACAUAAUAAAAAUCAACUUGUGAUCGA
Populus trichocarpa (black cottonwood) is the source of this 846-nucleotide messenger RNA. RefSeq names its product major allergen Pru ar 1. Lineage: Eukaryota; Viridiplantae; Streptophyta; Magnoliopsida; Malpighiales; Salicaceae. The transcript is spliced from 2 exons. The coding region runs from base 97 to 576 and encodes 159 amino acids. Gene Ontology annotation, biological process: abscisic acid-activated signaling pathway; defense response. Gene Ontology annotation, cellular component: nucleus; cytoplasm. The record is from RefSeq and is a predicted model, not a curated record. Gene Ontology annotation, molecular function: abscisic acid binding; signaling receptor activity; protein phosphatase inhibitor activity.